This is a messenger RNA of Dunckerocampus dactyliophorus (ringed pipefish), 5854 nucleotides long. It is a transcript of the gene adm2a, whose product is annotated as adrenomedullin 2a. The coding region runs from base 199 to 666 and encodes 155 amino acids. Gene Ontology annotation, molecular function: hormone activity. Gene Ontology annotation, cellular component: extracellular region. The record is from RefSeq and is a predicted model, not a curated record. Lineage: Eukaryota; Metazoa; Chordata; Actinopteri; Syngnathiformes; Syngnathidae. Gene Ontology annotation, biological process: regulation of systemic arterial blood pressure; adenylate cyclase-activating G protein-coupled receptor signaling pathway; positive regulation of heart rate. The transcript has 3 exons.
CACUCAGUUUCACACCGAGGAGAACAUGCAGACAUUUUCAUUCACGAACAAACGACACAGCGCUUGAAGGCAACUCACAGGGAAAGGCUUUGCACUUUGCACUACUGGGCCUGGACAACUUUUUUUGAGCAUUUUUUUUCUUUGGGGAUUUCAAACUUAACUGACCUGGUGGGACCAGGAGCCAACCUUGGCCCAGAGAUGCAGUCCCUUCUCCCCCUCACUGUCUACUGCAUCAGCCUUAUCUGCUUCCAGCGGCUGCUGGCAGAGGACAGCUUGGACCAUCUCAACAAGCUAACCGACCUGAAAGAGAACCCCUCGUUGCCCUAUGGGAGCCAGACCCACUCUUCGGUGCCCACUCCAUCCCCAAAGUGGAAGCAUUUACCCGCCUCUAGCGUGAGAAGAGCCAAUCCCAGCCUGGCGUGGGCGCAACCGGACAAGCGUUUGGAGGUUAAGUGGGAGAAGGGGUCCAGGGCUCGUCGUCACGCCCACCCGGGUUCCCGGGGGGCCCACCACUACCCCCACCAUGCCCAGCUGAUGAGAGUUGGUUGUGUCCUUGGAACCUGCCAAGUGCAGAACCUCAGCCACAGGCUUUAUCAGCUUAUCGGACAGAGCGGCAGAGAAGACUCGUCACCCAUUAACCCAAGGAGUCCACACAGUUAUGGAUGAGUGACCCCCCACCAAAAAAAAUCUAUAUUUUUGGUUAUUUAUCUCUUAAUGUAUUAGUUUGGUGGAUUGGAUAUAUCUCAUAGUGAUAAUUACAGUAUACCGCGCAUGAAAGACUGCUGUGCCUCUCUACUUUUUGUGCAAACUAUAUCGGGUUAAGUUCAUUUAAAUUUAGGACCAGUUUGACUUGACCCACCGCCCUGAGAAUUUCUGCCUUUUUGCGGGACAAGUCAAGCACCUUAGUUGGACAGGAUCCUAAUCGUGUUAAUGCAAGAAUGAAGGCUUAUCUACAACGCUGACCUUGCCGCUGGUUGUUAUCCAGCGCCUUGCUGAUCAAAAACUGGUUCCAGAGUCAUGUCAGAUCAUAUUUAUGCUCGCUGAUUGUCCAGCACGUACCUGUCCUAUGCAGCAACUGGGUCACGUACAGCAUCUGUGGAGACAAGUCUUGAAAUUCAAAUGGGAACUUCUAAUAUUUAGUUUAAAGAAAUGUCACUUUUCCCAUCACAACAAUGAAAAACCUUCAGUCAAAUAUCACCACCACUACUUCCAGGUUUUAUUUUAAGAUGUGUAGCAAAGCCUGUUUUUUUCCCCCCCCUUCUUUCUUUCUUUUUAGAAAGGUGUCCUCCGUGAAGUGGCGGGAAUUCACUUAGGUAUCAGGGAUUUUGUUUAUGACGUCAUGAAAAGAACAACAAAAGAGUAGACCGAGAGCUAGAAGCUAGCUGCUAACGUUAAAUCCCAUAUUUUAGUACGGAGCAGAAAACAGCCACUUAUUUUGUAGUUAGUAAGAAUAAAACCAACAAAAAUGAGGAAAAAAUGCCAUGCUUGGUUGAAUAGUUGAAUUGUUCCCGUUUCAGUCCCCUAGAUCAGAUGUUUCUCAACUGGUUUGGCUGCGGGACCCACCAUCGCCCCCUCAAUAAAAAGUGGCGAUCCAAAUUGCGGGGAUUUUUCGACUCAAAUUUUUAUUUAAUUCGAUUUUAAGCGACUAUUUUCAACACAACAUGAGUCGCAGUCUCUUUAUGGCGCGCUCCUCUCCAGCAGAUAUCUGCACCUGUGUGCUGGACGGACGGCACGUCGAUGUUUUUCCUCUCCCACUCAAGCUUGACAAGGUCGCACCUCGGUGGCGUAGCAAUCGAAUUGCGCAGGCAAGAACGUGAGGUGCAUUCACAGGCAUUGGGAUAUUACAUUAUUUUGACAUUUUUUUCCCCAGGCAAAGGCCCGCGACCCAGCGAAAACAGCUCCGUGACCCACUUUUAGGUCCCGACCCACCAGUUAAGAACCACUGCCCUAGAUGGUUGACGACUACAAAAUAAAUUAACAGAUGCGUUAAAAAAAGCAAAACAUAAAAAUCUAUUUACAGUAAAUACAACAAAUUAUGACAAAACACGACAAAUAAUAUCGUAUUGUCAAUAGUCAAUACGCAGUAUGAACUCCAAAGUUACGUUAUUCCUGCUGGUGCAAAUGUCACAAUGGAGCAACGGCUCAGCUCUCUGUGGCUCCACUGUAGACAUUUCCACCCGCUCUGUUGGCACAUAUCAAAUAUUAGUCCUUUCACGUGAUUCAUAAGUUCUCCGCGCGAGUCAGGACUUUGGGCUUGACAGCCAUUUUAUUAAAGCUGACCUAAUCUUUGCAGUCAUAUGCGGCACCACAGCAGGGGUGAGAAGGGGCCCUGAGCCUUCCGCGGUCUGUACACUCAAACCACACACAAAACCUUCCACGAUAUAUGUUUAAAUAAAUAAAUCAACGAAAAUUACAAUCGUAGUAUCGCUACACUGGCAGAAUUGAGUGAUAUUUAUCGCUUUUAACAUUUGAAUAUAACACACAAACGUAUGGUGGAUGAUUAAAUCAGAAUUACUGAGGAGAUUUAAAUGUGACGUGUACACUACUUCGAGAAAAAAGACAUCAUGUUACGAGAAUAAAGUUGUCAUGUUACCGGAAUAAAGUCGCAAGGACGCCAGAAAAAAAAAAGACGGCGUUACAAGGCGAUUAAAAGUUGUCACGUUACGAGGAGAAAAUCAUAAUUCCGAAUAUAAAUGCAAUGUUACGAGAAUAAAAAGACGUCAUGUUACGCGAAUAAAACGUCAUGUUACAAGGAUAAAGUUGUCAUAUUGCGACAGUAAAGCUGUUAUAAGAAAAUUUCAAAAUGAAGUCGUCCUGUUACGAACGUAUGUUUGUAACUUUACAGUAAUACAUUUGUAAUGGGCGCCACACACGGGAGGCGACAUCGCCUCUACUCCAUUCGUUUUCAAUGGGACUUGUGCGGUAGGGCGAUUAACACGCGUGACCCUCCAGCCAAGCGACACGCAAAAUUUAUGUGUGUGGAAGUGAAAGUUUACGUGCGUGUUUGUGCACACGCUGGCUUACGACGUUGAAAAAUGUUCACCUUUUCAUCGCUGUCGCCCUGACGAUCGACCAAUCAGCGGGGGUUUCAGUGAUCGACCAAUGAGCAGACAGGAUGCUAUUCAGUAGGCUGUACUUGCCGUGUCAGAUUUUUCGGAGCUAUUUGACAUAUCUAAAAAAAAAAAAAAAGAAUAUAAAGAUGUAACAAAAAAAAUGGGAACUUGGUGCAAGAGUAAACAGCAUUCAUUUACAUGGACAUUUAAGUUUAUCUUACAAAAAUAUAAGACAGCCAAUCAAAACCGUGGGAGACUCAGACAAUUCGCUCUGGAUGGGAACACGUCGCUGACCCGUGUAGCUGGUCACAGCCGCUCGUCGCCUCUCGUGUGCAUGCUUUGUCACGCGUUGGCGAUGAGUUUCACCAAUCGCAGUCGUUUGUCGCCUCCCGCGUGUGGCGCCCAUAACGUUACCAGAAAAAGUCGUAGUGUUACAACAACAAAAAUCACGAAGUUACAAGAAUAAAGCUACGCUAUAAGGGAAAAAAAACAUUUGAUUUGUUUCAAAAAAAGUUGAAAAUAAAGUAUAAUAGCGAGAGUUACAAAAACACAGUCGUCAUGUUACGAAAGUACUUAUGUAAUGUUAAUAACAGUAAAAGUCAUAAGGCUAGAAGAUUAAAGAUGGAAAGUGACAGGGAAAAAAAUUAUUUAAAAAAAAAUGAAAAAAAAAUUGAUCGACGUCCAAAUCUAAUUUACAGCAAAAAAAAGUUGUCGUGUUACGAGAAUAGAUCGCUGUGUUAAGAGGAAAAAUUCAUAUUCUUACAUCAGUAAAGUCGUUAGGAUACGAAAAAACAGAAAAAAGCUUCCCCAUUAGGAAGAAUAUUUUUAGUUUACAAGAAUGGAGUUGUCACGUUCGGAGAAUACAUCGUAGUACAGUGUUCCCUCGCUCUGUCGCGGUUCCCCUUUUGUGGAUUCGCUGUUUCCCCUGAUUUUUUUUAGCUUUUUUUUUUUUUUUUUUUUUACAGUGUAUGAACGCUGUUACAGGCCGAGCCUGGCCUGGUCUACACCGCCCAUUUUUUCUGCAUCCUGAUUGGCUGUAGACCAUGUCUCCCAUGUCAUCGCUAGCUUGCUUGCUUGCUAGCUUGUAAAUGACACUUCAGUUCGUCUGCAGCAAUAUGUUUUAUUACAAAAUGCUAAAGUACAGCGGGACAAAAAGGCAUGGUCACAGGAGUGAAAUGUGCGUGAGUGACUUCAUCAUUUCUUGUGUUGAUGAUUAAGGUUGAUAAUUAAAAUUCAAACGAAGGUUUGAACUUUUUUGAGAGCGUUUAAACAAGAGAGAAAUGUGAGAAAAUGUUAUUGCCUGUCUGAGAAAAGUGUAUAAAGUGUAUGGUGAGGGGUUUUACAGCCUGAAAACAUAUAUAAUAUUUUUAAGGUGGCUACUUCACGGAUUUCACUUAUUGCGGCUAUUAUCAGCGAUAAACGAGGGAACACUCUUAAGAGGAAAAAAUCAUAUAGUCACGACAGUAAAACCGUAAUGAUAGGAGGAUAAAGUGGAUGAGAAACGUAAAAAUAAUCAACUUUAAUAUUAACAAAAUCUUAAUUUACGAGAAUAAAGAUGCAAUGAUACAAGGAAUAUAAGUCGCUAAAAAAAAUUAAAAAAGUAGCAACGAUACGAGGAAAAAGUCAACAACAAAUCAAAAAAACUUUCGGCUUUUCCAUGUCACCACGUCAAUCGUGUGAACGGUUCUGGCUUACUUUUUCUUGGGAAAAAAUAACCUUAAUUUAUGACAAUGAAGUGGUCAUGUUAUGAGAAUAAAUCGUGGCAUUAAGAGAAAAAAAACUGUUAUAGUACGAGAAAACAGCCAUAAAAACGCUUAACUUAUUUCUUGUAACACGACUACUCUUUUCUUGUCAUAAAUUCUAACAAAUAAGCGUACCGCGAGAUGGAGCCCUUGUACCAACCGUGGAACUGGUACCACAAUAUGAUAAACCAUAAACCAUUACUAAAUAUUCAGACUUUUUUCUCAUAUUACGACUUCAGCGACUUUAUUAUCCCAGCAUUACAUAACAUGUUUCUUGUUAAAAACACUUUUUCUCCACGUAAAAAUACAGAAGUUUGUUUUUCUUAUAGCGUUGCAGCUUCAUUUUUUGCUUCUUCUUAGCAUGGCCCGAAGAGUCCUUUGUGUCUGGGUACCUAAAGGUCACAACUGGUUCAUUAGUUUUAAUCUGUUCAAAGGCUUGCUGAGGUGAAACGCGCCAUUCUGUCUGCUGCAAUCGAGCUAAUCGAUGUCUCGUGAUAGAUGGUUAUUAAAAGGCUCUUCAAAUGCUGAAUGAACCUCCGCACUUCUUAGGUUACCUCCACACACACCGUGUGCUUUUGUGUUAUCACUGCUUAUCUCCUCAAAUGUUUGAUUUGUGCUCGGGAUCUUCGAUGCUAUUUUGUGCAGCACGCUUUUAGUGACGUCAAAGACUCCGCUAGUACCUCCCACAUAGGAAAACACUCACUCUCUGUUGCAAAUAGCCAAACACGAUGUGAAACAUUUCUUGACAUUUCCAUUCCUGUGUGCGCUCUAUCACAAAUUGUGUCCUUUUGUGAAUGUUCCAUUUGAAGAUGCCAGUGCACUCCAUAUGGCAUUACAAUGACUGUGAAUGACGCGUGUAAAUAGAGAUAUUUAGCCAAACUAUUUAAAUAAAAUGUCUGUGUUGGAGUUCUAUUUAUGUUACAUGUUUAUGAUAUGUGUUUGUCACCAAAGACUAUUUAUGUCAUCUUUUUCACUUGACACAGUGGUAGAAAAGCAAAAUUAAAUAAGAAUUGUAAAUGUCUGUUUAUGUUGUCCACCCUGUAAUAAUAAAGAGCUAUA